AUGGGAGCUGUCAAAUCACCAGCUGUAGAGCUCCGAAGCCUCCUCAGUUUAUUGGUGAUGCUAGUGGAGGCGUGGCAUGAUUUAGAUAACAAAGACUAUGACUGUUGGCCCCUGGAAAAGCCAGAUGAGUAUAACAUGCUAGACUGCGGAGGUGACAAUGCUACUGCUGCAAAGGAAUUCUGUGAGGAGCAUGAAUGUCCUGCCAGAUGGAAAGAUGCAAAUGGGGACAACUGCUGUGUCUACCAUGCCAACAUUCAUUCCUGCCCUUUGGCCUUCAUGGCUAAAGGAGGAAUAUGUGGUCCAUGGAUCCCAGAUGAUGGUCAGAUAUUUACUCACACUUUGUCUACUGCUGGGAAAAUGAGCCAAAGAAACUGGACUGCCAAGGUUGUUUUAGUUCACGUGGGUGUGACUUCUCUCAUUGCACACAUCAGAGUUGGGAGGAUCCAAGCUGCUCUGGAAGCCAAAACCACAGUCCUUCCUGUAGUAGUCUGUGGAGAUGGCUUUUGUGAGGAAGAAGAAGGCUGCUCUAUCUGUCCAGCAGACUGUGGGGAAUGCCCUCUUUCAGCUAAUAUUUGGAUAGCAAUUGCCUUACCAGUAUGUUUAGUAUGCACUGGCUUUAUUUUGACAGUCAUGUGGUUUCAAUGUCAGAAACAGAAGAUGCUUUGGGAUGAAAGCUGGAUUAUAGACUUCACCUGCAUCAAACAAGAAAGCUUCAAAUGUCAAUGCAACUUUGAAAUGCAUAUGGAUAAUACUAUGGUGUGGGAACAUGGCAGUCCUGAUUCAAGUGAUGGUAAAACAGUGGCCAUAAAGAAAAUAAUGAAGAAGGCAUUUACACUGUCUAAAACCAUACGUAAAGAAGUAAAGCAAGUGAGGGAACUUGACCAUCCCAAUCUCUGCAAAUUUAUUGGAGGUUGUGUAGAAGUUCCAAAUGUUGCCAUUGUCACAGAGUACUGCCCCAAAGGCAGCCUGAGUGAUGUGCUCCUCAAUGAAGAUAUUCCUUUGAACUGGGGUUUCAGGUUUUCUUUUGCUACGGAUAUUGCUCAAGGAAUGGCCUAUCUCCACCACCACAAAAUGUAUCAUGGGCGGUUGAAGUCUAAUAACUGUGUGAUAGAUGACCGGUGGGUUUGUAAAAUUGCAGAUUAUGGCUUGCAGUCAUACAGAAAAGAAGAUUUUCCUGAUGGAUCAAGUUCAUCCCAGCAGCAUUUGAUUUACACAGCUCCUGAAAUACAUACUCUUUCAGAUGUUGAACCCAAUUCUAUGUCAGAUGUCUACAGUUAUGCCAUCAUUUUACUAGAAAUUGCCACUGGAAGUGAUCCUCUGAAAGAUGAUGUACAUUCAGCUGAAUAUUCUUGGCACCCACCUUUGGCAGAAUUAAUUUCAGGAAAGGCUGGGAAUUCUUGCCCAUGUCCCACGGAUUAUAUAGAGUUAAUUCAAAGGUGCAGAAGGAAUAAUCCAUCCCAAAGGCCUACAUUUGAACAAGUCAAGAAAAUGUUGUACAAGAUGAAUCCUGUUAGCCCUGUUGACAUGAUGAUGACUCUGAUGGAGAAAUAUAACAAACAUCUGGAGAUACUGGUUUCUGAGCGAACUCAGGAUUUAAUGCAUGAAAAACAGAAGACUGAUCGUCUGUUGUAUAGUAUGUUGCCAAAACAAGUAGCAGAUGAUCUCAGACAGGGAAAACAUGCACAAGCUCAAAGUUACUCAAGUGCUACCAUCUUCUUCAGUGACAUUGUUGGCUUCACUGAGCUGUCCAGCAGCAGCACACCAUACCAAGUGGUAGAUCUCUUGAACAAGCUUUAUACCACUUUUGAUGAAAUCAUAGAUAACUAUGAUGUCUAUAAGGUGGAAACAAUAGGAGAUGCUUAUAUGGUGGUGUCGGGAGUACCCAAGGAGAAUGGGAUCCUUCAUGCUGGUGAGAUCUCAAGCAUGGCUUUAGACCUUCUGGAUGUCUGCAAGACUUUUAAGAUUCCCCACAAGCCCAAUACCCUCCUAAAGAUAAGAGCAGGAAUACAUUCAGGGGCAGUUGUAGCUGGAGUUGUUGGAACCAAAAUGCCACGAUACUGUUUAUUUGGAGAUACUGUGAACACAGCUUCCAGGAUGGAAUCUACCAGUGAAGCUCUUAAAAUACAGUGCAGUUCAAGUGCAUACCAGCUGUUGGAGCAGAUUGGAGAGUAUGUGUUAGUAUGUCGUGGGAAUUUACAAGUCAAGGGGAAAGGAGACAUGGUCACAUACUGGCUUGAAGGUAAGAAAGCCUCUGUCACCCAGAAGGCAGUCACCAGCACUCCUGUGACUCUGCAAGAUGCCAACAGAGUUUCAUAUAGUCCGAUACCAGGUGUCCUUUCCAGUGAUCCUCUUUGA
Molecule: messenger RNA, 2355 nt
Organism: Sturnus vulgaris (Common starling)
Lineage: Eukaryota; Metazoa; Chordata; Aves; Passeriformes; Sturnidae
Source: RefSeq, a predicted model, not a curated record